Messenger RNA from Perca flavescens (yellow perch), 2527 nucleotides. RefSeq names its product potassium channel, subfamily K, member 6 (gene kcnk6). The record is from RefSeq and is a predicted model, not a curated record. NCBI's taxonomy places the organism in Eukaryota, Metazoa, Chordata, Actinopteri, Perciformes, Percidae. Gene Ontology annotation, cellular component: plasma membrane. Gene Ontology annotation, biological process: potassium ion transmembrane transport; stabilization of membrane potential. Gene Ontology annotation, molecular function: outward rectifier potassium channel activity; potassium ion leak channel activity.
GAAAAGGAGGGGUUCAAGUUCAAUUAGGACAGCCCCCAAAAACACAGUUCUCACACACACAGAGAGAGCGCAAAAAGAAAGAAAGGAGAGCAGUCACACAGACAGGCAGAGAGAGGGAAGCCCCGUGUUUAGAACCGCUCCGGCUGAUGUUAAUCCCGGAGUGAAACAAGCCAUGAAUUCUGUAGGCAGGUCGUGGCUGCUGCUUACAGGCUUCGUGCUGUUCUAUGUCAUCUACCUGCUGUUCGGAGCCCUGAUGUUCUCCAGCAUCGAGCGGCCGGUGGAGGACAAGCUGCGACAAGACAUGGAAGCCCUGAAGCAAGAGUUUCUGAACCAGAGCUGCGUCAACUCCACGUCGCUCGAACUCUUCCUGGUCAAAGUGCUGACGGCCAACAAGUACGGCGUCUCCGUGCUCGGAAACAGCUCCGUUACCUCCAACUGGGACCUCACAUCCUCCAUGUUCUUCGCCAACACUCUGGUCACCACCGUCGGGUAUGGUCAAUCCACUCCGCUGUCUGACACUGGGAAAGCUUUCUCCAUCCUCUAUGCCUUGAUAGGAGUCCCUUUCACCAUGCUGGUGCUCACCGCCUGCGUCCAGAGGAUCAUGUGUCCUCUGGUCCUCGUUCCCGUCAGGCUCCUUCAGCGGUCGGGCAUGGAGCCUCGGCCGGCCACGGUUGUCCACUUCCUGUUGCUGCUGCUUGUGGUGGUGGUGUGCUUCUUCGUGGUGCCGGCGGCCGUGUUCAGCUCAGUGGAGUUGUCCUGGUCGUUUUUGGAUGGCAUCUACUUCUGCUUCAUCUCGCUGUGCACCAUCGGACUGGGAGAUUUUGUUCCGGGGACGCAGCCUGGGCAGAAGUACAGGCAGCUGUACCAGGUCACCGUCAUGGUCUACCUGUUCCUGGGCCUGAUGAUGAUGUACCUCCUGCUGCGCACCUUCCACAAAAUGGCCGACCUGCACGGCCUGACCACCUUCCUGCAGCUGCCACACUGUGACGAGUCGGACCUGGACGACCGGGAGCCCAUCGUGGAGGAUCAGGCGCCCCCGUGCCAGACAGAGAAAAGGGCCAGCAAGCACCUGAAGCCAGGAUCCCAGCCCACUUACAACACCAUCAACUCAGGCUGAGCUGUGGGAGAGGAGGGGGUGGGGGGGGGAGAAGAAGCAGCUCUACCUCUGGCGCUCACACUAGUGGGCUGGAUCUGAAUUCUUCUCUUAAUUUGUUUCUUUUUUUGUAAGUCUCUUUGUUGAACGCAUCCAGAGGCGUAAUGAGGAAUUGAGAUGAGUUUAAAGAUUCAGCCUUUUGUGAGAGGACCGGCAAUAAGUGGUUACUACACACCGCUUUCUGCACAUACGAAAGGACUACGCUACCUUGACUACAGCAACCCGCCUGGGCUAAAUGAUGCCAUAACCGAUAUCGAUACAGCCGCGUUUGUUUACAGCCUCGGGAUAACCCGUGAAGGGCUCGAUGCAAAAACUUUUGAUACUCGGUUGGUUUUUAGAUCACUUUUGUCUUGCGUGCAUUUCUGUCAUGUUGCUUUAUGUGUCACCGGUCUUGGUUGCUUCUUUAGGACUGAAAAAAAAAAAAAAAAACUGUUAUUUUAAUUAUAAUUAAUUGUGCCUAACACAAUCGAGGAAGCACUUGCCAACUUUCAACUGAAUUUUGUUUUUAAUUUGGGUGCAUUGUCCAGCUCUUCCGCUUUACAGUAUUUGGGUGCAUAGUUCAGCUCCUUCACUUUAUAUUUCACAUAUGCACAAACAUCAUGGCCAAACCUCCUGUAAACCGUUGACCAGACCGUCCAAUCCUAUUUUUAGAGACAGGCUUGACCUCCACUCACUUUUGCACCACUUGAAUGCAACCACGUAAGCAUGACUUAACAACUACUGCAGUGAAACGACAUGUGAAACUGAAAAAAGCUUUAGAUCACUUCCUCAAAUAAAGGUCAAAUGUCGAACUACGCUGAGCAUUUAAAACACUGGGGAUGUUUACUGCAACGUGUUCAGUCAGAUUUCCUGUGUGAAAGUACUGACUUUUCUGCAUCAGUCUAGUCAGCCUUGAAGAGUACAGAAACCAUAGAUCUAUACAUACAUACAUAUAUCUAUGUACAGAAACCACAGAGCAGCACGGUUUGCCUCAGGACAUGAGCUGUCCUCCUUUUAUGGUGCUGCCCCCUUGUGUCUACAUGUAUGUUACUACAUCUCCAGAGCACAGGCUGUAAAAAGCUCCAGAGCAGUAAUAAAUAGGUUUAAAGGGUUGGAAUAGAGGGAUAAUGGAGGAAAAGAAAAAGAAAAAAUUGGCGGUAAAUAAAAAGUGAUUUCAUUUCCAAAAUGUUAUUGUUCUGUGUGAUUUUUACAUGUCACAAACACUUGAAAUGCACUUUAGUAUUUUACUAUCAAAGUUGUAAUUGUAUAAGAGGCUAAUUAUAUCCUGAUACUGUAAAAUAAGUUGUCUCUGUCCAUGUUGGUUGUAUAUGUUUGUAGUUUAAUACCAGUUCAACAUUUAUUUACGUUGGACAACAAUAAAUGAAAAAUAUAUUA